AUUAAAAAAAAAAUCAAUGAUUAUCAAGUUAUAUUAUUCCAUCUCGUUAGCUAUUUUAGCCAUCCUUGCAGGUCAACAUGCUGAUGCUGCUCCAGCCAAGUCAUCUACAGGAUUCCAUACUGUUACCCUUACUCUAAAUCCUCAAUAUCAAAGAAAUGCCACCAGAGCGGUCUCCAAAGUCCAUUCCAAGUAUAUGUCGUUGUUGAACCUGGUGCAACGUGAUCUUGAUUCAAGAAGUACUCAUCCAUCAAAAAAAACGGGUGAUGUAAUAAUGACCGAUUAUGAAGAUAUAGAAUAUUUUGGUACUGUCAAUGUUGGUACUCCAGGUCAACCUUUCAAGUUGAUUUUUGAUACUGGUUCAUCUGAUCUUUGGUUUCCAUCCAAUUUGUGCCUUCUCUGUGGAAAACAUGCUAGAUUCAAUCCAUCCAAGUCGUCUACUUAUUCAUCUGGCUUACUACCAUGGAUAAUCCAAUAUGGAGACGGUAGUUCAGCUACAGGAAUCAUUGGCAAGGAUAACGUUGAUAUUGGAGGUAUUGUUGUCAAGGAUCAAACCAUUCAAAUGGCUUUACAUGAAUCUUCCAGUUUUCAAACCGGUCCAAACGAUGGUCUUCUUGGUCUUGGAUUUAGUAGUCUUGCUACAGUGCCUGGUACCAUUACUCCUGUGGAUAAUAUGAUCAAACAAAAGUUGAUCAAAGAUCCUAUCUUUGGUGUUUAUUUGGGAAAACAAUCUGCACAUGGAGGUGGUGAAUAUACAUUUGGGGGAAUCAAUCCUGCUAGAUAUCAAGGAAAAUUGACUACUGUUCCAGUGGAUAACUCUCAAGGUUUCUGGGGUGUGGACGUUACAUCCAUGGUUACACUUGGAAAUUCAUCAUCAUCUGCCAAGACUCCCUUAACUGGCUCUUUCCAUGCAAUUAUUGAUACUGGUACCACUUUGGUAGUAUUACAAAAAAAUAUCGCAACCAAGGUAGCAGCUCAUUAUCAUGCUCAAGAAAAUAGUGAUGGUACAUAUACUAUUGAUUGUGAUGGUUCUAAACUCGAUCCUUUGGGUAUCACUCUGGGUGGCACUGUGUUUGAAAUUCCAGGGGAAGACUUGGUCUUUCAGAAGCAAGGAAGUAAAUGUAUUGCUGGGUUCGCCUAUGGUGACUUCUCCUUUUCUAUUCUAGGUGAUGUUUUCAUUAAGAAUAAUUAUGUUGCUUUUAAUCAAAAGGUGCCUCAAGUUCAGAUUGCACCUAUUAGACAUUAGAUAUACUUUUCUUUUAAAUAAAAAGUUUUUUUUUUCUUUUUUUUUUUCUUCUUCAGCUGUCAAAGCCAUUUUUGGUAUGAUCAUUUCACUGACCGCGGGGGAAGG
Molecule: messenger RNA, 1348 nt
Organism: Halteromyces radiatus
Lineage: Eukaryota; Fungi; Mucoromycota; Mucoromycetes; Mucorales; Cunninghamellaceae
Product: rhizopuspepsinogen precursor
Exons: 5
Coding region: 17-1243 (408 amino acids)
Biological process (GO): proteolysis
Molecular function (GO): aspartic-type endopeptidase activity
Source: RefSeq, a predicted model, not a curated record